Lasiosphaeria miniovina is the source of this 441-nucleotide messenger RNA. RefSeq lists its product as uncharacterized. The transcript is spliced from 3 exons. The record is from RefSeq and is a predicted model, not a curated record. The coding region runs from base 1 to 441 and encodes 146 amino acids. NCBI's taxonomy places the organism in Eukaryota, Fungi, Ascomycota, Sordariomycetes, Sordariales, Lasiosphaeriaceae.
AUGAAGAUCUCGAUCCUCCAGUCCAUCCUGCUCUUUACAGCAACUGGCUUGUCUGCGCCCAACCCGAGCCCGGCCAGCAACGAUGUUGAACUCGUCAACGCCGCUGAGAUCGCGACGGAAAAGGAGCUCAGCGCCCGAGCUUUUCACCUGCAUUCUAGCCUCAAUGCCUGGGCGACCAAUUUCGGCUGCUCAGGCGGCAACAGUAACAAUCACUUCCCCUGGACACCCGGCCAGGAUGCAACCUAUUUUGAGUUUGUGCAGAACGGCCAGCGCCUCUUGAUGGUUAACGCCAGGUUCAACUACUCGCCCAACGGCCUCAACAGCCAGUUGCGGCUCUUCUCGAACCUCGGCUGCACAGGAACGCAAAUCGGCAACCCCCCAGGAUCGUGCAAUACGGGAUCGAUUGCCAGCUCGAAGAUAGUUUGGCCUGGCAUUUUCUAG